Phaethon lepturus (White-tailed tropicbird) is the source of this 1787-nucleotide messenger RNA. RefSeq names its product E2F transcription factor 5, p130-binding (gene E2F5). Lineage: Eukaryota; Metazoa; Chordata; Aves; Phaethontiformes; Phaethontidae. The transcript has 10 exons. Gene Ontology annotation, biological process: regulation of transcription by RNA polymerase II. Gene Ontology annotation, cellular component: RNA polymerase II transcription regulator complex. Gene Ontology annotation, molecular function: RNA polymerase II cis-regulatory region sequence-specific DNA binding; protein dimerization activity; DNA-binding transcription factor activity, RNA polymerase II-specific. The record is from RefSeq and is a predicted model, not a curated record. The coding region runs from base 1 to 1161 and encodes 386 amino acids.
AUGACGGCCUGGGGUGAGCCCACCUUGUGCCGGGAGGUCACUCUGUCACAGGAGGGACCCUCGGCACGGUGUCCCGCUUGCCGAUUCCCUGGACCACACUGCGCACUGGCCGAGGGGCUGGGGCUCUGCUCGGGGCUGUCGGCUGCUGAUACCCUUGCUGUGAGGCAGAAGAGAAGGAUCUAUGAUAUCACCAAUGUUUUGGAGGGGAUUGAUCUCAUUGAAAAGAAGUCAAAAAACAGCAUUCAGUGGAAAGGUGUAGGUGCUGGCUGCAAUACAAAAGAAGUCAUAGACAGGCUGAGGUAUCUGGAAGCUGAAAUUGAAGAUCUAGAGCUAAAAGAAAAAGAAUUGGAUCAGCAGAAACUGUGGCUUCAGCAAAGUAUCAAGAAUGUCAUGGAUGAUUCUACAAAUUACCAGUUUUCAUAUGUCACGCAUGAAGAUAUUUGCAACUGCUUCAAUGGAGACACACUUCUAGCAAUUCAAGCACCUUGUGGUACACAGUUAGAAGUACCUAUACCCGAAAUGGGACAGAAUGGACAGAAAAAGUACCAGAUCAAUCUUAAAAGUAGUUCAGGACCUAUCCAUGUGCUGCUUAUAAAUAAAGACUCAAGCUCCUCCAAGCCCAUGGUGUUUCCAGUUCCUCCCCCUGAUGACCUUGCACAGCCCCCAUCUCAACCUGCAGCUCCAGUGACUCCCCUUAAACCUGCUACAGCUCCACAAAAUCCACCAGAACAUGACCUGAACCAAGGACAAGAGCUGCCACAAACAUCAGUUGCAGACACGCCAUCAGAUGCUUCUCCAGAAUGCAAUGGCAGUGUGCAGCAGGACAGUACAAUCCCAGCAGCUCCUUACUCCAGCCUUCAAGAGUCGGUGUUGUACCCCAGCCUUUCAGGAGAUGUCGCCCAAGCUACAGCUAGCUCCAAUGACUACCAGGGCUUGCUGCCCCUGGAUGUUAACUGUAUUCUCAAGCCAAACUCAUUCGACAUGGCAAAGAUGGAGGAGCCUGCAGGAAAUAUCGGUGGGGAUAUUAUUGAUGAACUCAUGUCUUCUGACGUUUUUCCUCUCUUACGACUCUCUCCUACUCCCGGAGAUGACUACAACUUUAACCUGGAUGAUAAUGAAGGAGUCUGUGAUCUCUUUGAUGUGCAGAUACUAAAUUAUUAGAUACUGUGUCAACCAGACUACUUAUCUACCUCUAACUAUAACAUUCUAGACUUCUUCAUAACCUAAGUAUUUGAAUAAUGAAUGUAUAACUUCUUAGUUCACUGACUCUGGGAGUAUAAUUCCUUUUGCUUCCUUUAACUACUUCACAAAACAAAUUCAACAACCAGAAAAAAGGGCUUUUAUCAAAAAUCCUGGCACGUUUUUCCACCUGAGUGUCCUCUGUGUAAUCCAAUUAUUUGGAGUUUUCUUUAGUAAGAAAAGCAAAAAUGCUUUAUAGCCUUUUGAUAAUUUUUUAAAAAAUGGUUAGGCUUCUUGUUCACAGUUAACAGCAUUUUCUUUGAAGCUUUACUGCCGAGAAGCUUUCUAUUUUUUUUUAACCUUUCAAUAGAUUUUGAAGCUUUCACUGCCAACCUGAAAAGUGAAGGAUAUCAACUUGGGUUAGUUAAAUUGUUUCAGUGAACCUAUUUUGUGAAGUGCCUUCUGUUUUAGCACUUUAAGUUUCUCACACUGACUUCUGACAUUCCACUUUCCUAGAUGAUAGGAAAGGUCUGUUUGUAGUUUGUAUUAAAGUGUGCCAAUACUUGUAUAUUAACAAAUUUUUUUUUUAAUAAAAUUGUACAAACAAA